CCAACAGAACACAAGAGAAAGCAAGAAUUCUGAACCCCAUAUCCACACAAAAAAAUGGCAAAACGUAAACUUAAUUUAGUACCGUCUUCAUUUACAAAACUGUUUGUUUUGCUACUCUCUCUCGAGUUUGCGAUGGCGGGCACAACAAUCAAAUUUCUUCCAGGCUUUCAGGGACCACUCCCUUUUGAAUUUGAGACAGGAUACAUAGGAGUUGGUGAAUCAGAGGAAGUGCAACUUUUCUACUACUUUGUAAAAUCAGAAUCAAAUCCUAAGCUGGAUCCUCUUAUACUUUGGAUGACUGGAGGCCCUGGUUGCUCAUCAUUCACUGCAUUAGCCUAUGAAUUCGGACCAAUAAUGUUUGAAGAUGUGGAGGAAUCUGGCCGCUUACCGAGAUUGGUUCUGAAUCCGAAUUCAUGGACAGAAGUUGCGAGCUUUAUUUUUCUGGAUACGCCUGCUGGGACUGGAUUUUCCUAUGCUACGAAUCCUGAAGCUCUUAAAUCAAAUACAAUGUCAGCAUGCAAUGAAGUUCAUGAAUUCAUCAGAAAGUUCUUGAUUCAGCAUCCGGAGUUCAUCUCGAAUCCUUUCUAUGUUGGUGGAGACUCCUUUUCUGGACUCAUUGUUCCAAUUGUUACCGAACUAAUAUCCAAGGGUAAUGAAAAUGGAGCACAACCACCGAUUGAUCUGAAGGGUUACUUACUUGGCAACCCGGUUACAGUUCCAACUGACAACAAUUAUCAAGUUCCAUUUGUUCAUGGAAUGGGGAUUCUUUCUGACGAACUCUAUGAGUCACUGAAAACGAAUUGUAAGGAAAAUUAUCAAGAUAUAGAUCCCAGCAACUUACAGUGCGCAGAUGAUCUGAAGGCUUUUUAUCCGUUACUUCGUCAUCUUUCAAUUGCAAACAUUUUGGAACCGUCAUGUCCCUCGCCAAUGUCAAAAGACAUGAACUCUGACGGAUCUCUUGAAAAAGGAUUUCUAGAGCUGAAGAGGCCGAAAAAGAUGUGGUGCCGAGAUGAGGGAUACUAUUUUUCUCAUACAUGGUCAAAUGCGGAUGCUGUUCGGGAUGCCCUCCAGAUUCGGAAGGUACUUUCAAUGCCGUUCACCACGACAGUCCGGGAUUGUGUACCAUAUCAUGCAAACCUAAGCAAAAAGGGGUAUAGAUCUCUAAUUUACAGGUUUGAAGUAGAUUCUAUAUUUCUCACAGUUAAUUCUACAUCCGUAUUUGGUGACCAUGAUUUGAUAGUACCCUUCCUUGCAACUGAAGCUUGGAUAAAGUCUCUAAACUACCCCAUUAUCGAUGACUGGCGACAAUGGUGCGUUGAAGUUCAGGUUGCAGGAUAUACAAGGAAAUAUGCUCACCAAAUGACAUAUGCCACAGUGAAGGCAAGGAGACUACUCAUGGUUUUAACAUUGGGUGGUGGCCAUACUGCUCCUGAAUACCGGCCAGUAGAAUGCAAGGCCAUGUUCAAAAGGUGGAUAUCAAUAGACGCUUUGUAA
Molecule: messenger RNA, 1494 nt
Organism: Oldenlandia corymbosa var. corymbosa
Lineage: Eukaryota; Viridiplantae; Streptophyta; Magnoliopsida; Gentianales; Rubiaceae
Source: the annotation of a GenBank genome assembly